AUGUUGGAAAUGUCUCUAGUCAGGUUAUUCUUGAUUAUUCUUGUAGCCGCGUCGCUGGGCGCAUUUUUGUAUCUGGACACGGUGUUUUAUCAUUGGGACCGAGUAUUACCUCAGCCCGAAGAAAUGGUCGUUGAAACAGUGCCAGAAUCUUCGAAUAAUGUUACGACUUUCAAUAAGCCUAAAGAAUUUGUGCCAACAAAUGAAUGGCAAAUAAUCGGUGAAGAUCAACUUAUCCCUCCCGGACUUCAUAUACAAAUUGAUCUUCAGACUGGUGAGAAAAAAGUUAAAUUAAUGGAGGACAAUAAAAAAAACAGUACAAAUAGUUUGGCUAUUACAGACAAUAGUAAACCAGAGAAUAUUAAAGAUACAGAGAGAAGUCUACCAGAUAAUUCACACAAAUUUAGAUCAUAUGAAGAGCUUAAAGACGAUCUUAAAGAUUUAAAUAUGACUAUAAAAAGUGAUAUGGAUAUCAUGGAUGAACUUUCUAAAAAAUUUCAGGAACAACUAAAAUUAUACGAAGAUAGUGACAAAAAUCUUCAGAAUAUUUUAACUGAUCUUGAAUACCUCUUACAUCAAGUUGAUACAGCAGAGGUUUUUGUAAAAAAUAAAGGGAUACAAUUAAUUAUAAUUCCUUGUAUUAAUAGUAAUUCAAGUUUAAUGAAAGCACAAGGAGCGAUGCUCCUUGGUUCUGCUGCUUCUAAUAAUCAAAAGGUUCAAAUUGCCUCUUUAGAAAGCAAUGUUAUACCACUUUUAUUAAAAUAUAUUGAUGAUGAAUAUUUGUUUUCUGUUCAAAAAAAUUGUAUCUUUGCUUUAUCAUCGAUUACUAGACGAUUUCCCUUAGCUCAAAAACAAUUAAUAGAUAAUAAUGGUAUUCAAACUUUCAUGUCUGUAUUUAAAAGGCCUACAACCGAAUUAAAUACUAAACUUAAGUUAAAAGUUACUCAACUUUUAGAAGACUUAACCAUAGAAAUCGAAGAUGCCAAACUAACAUUCAAAGAAGAAACUAUUAAGAAGUUAAGCACUGAGGCUGCCGAAAGAGUUCGUCAGUAUGAUGAUUUGCACUUAAAAGAUAUACUUGUUAAAAACGGGUGGUGCAACAUUUUAGGCAAUGAGUUUGUUAUACUAUCUAACCAAAUACCACUUGAUGAAGAAAACCAUGAUAUGGUGGAAGCGUCUGGAAAAUCUUUAUUAGCAAUGCAAAAAUUAUGCAAAGUUAAAUUACAAGGGAAUAAGGAAUUAUAUCAAUCAUUUUACACAUUACAAACUCAUUACAAACAAUUACACCAAAAAGAUGUAUUUUUUGAUGAGUUAUAUCAAUUAACGACCGAGUUGACUAACACUUAUGACCCUGUAUUAGAAUAG
Messenger RNA from Macrosiphum euphorbiae (potato aphid), 1362 nucleotides. The record is from the annotation of a GenBank genome assembly. Lineage: Eukaryota; Metazoa; Arthropoda; Insecta; Hemiptera; Aphididae.